AUGUCCCGCAAGAUAUCCCCAGCAGAACUAUCCCAACAUAAUUCCCCCAGUUCCCUCUGGCUAGCAAUCAACGGCCUAGUCUACGACCUCACCGCCUUCGCCCCCUCCCACCCGGGCGGUCUCCAAAUCCUCCUUCAACAUGCCGGCCAAGACGCCUCAGUCCCCUACAACAAAGUGCACUCGCCCUCCCUAAUCCGGACUUCCCUUCCUCCAACAGCACAAAUCGGAUCAUCUGACUCGAUCCAAACCCCCGUUCCCCAGAUAUUCUCAUCUGUGCCCACCAAGCCCCCAUUAUCAACCUUGAUCUCCCCCCAUGACUUCCCCCUCGCCGCCAUCCCCUCCCUCACCCCAAAGGCAACCGCAUUCAUCUCCUCCGCCGCAACCGACUGCCUCACCCACCGCGCCAACUCCUCCCUCUACUCCCACCUCACCCUCCGCCCCCGCAUCCUGAUCAACGUCUCCACCCCGACCACCCCCCUCGUCACCACCAUCCUCAACUGCCCCGUCUCAUCACCCAUAUUUAUCUCCCCCACCUCCCUGGGGAAAAUAAUCCACCCGUCUGGUGAAAAGGCCAUAGCACUGGCUUGUUCCAACCUCGACAUGGCCCAAACAAUCAGCACGUCUGCAUCCUUCACCCUGUCGGAGAUUUUAUCUGGGCAAAAUACCUCUCACCCGGCGUUUCUGCAGUUGUAUGUUGAUAAAAACAGGGUUAAUUCUGAGAGGGUGAUUGAAGAGGCGGUGAGGAAUGGGGUCAGGGCGGUGAUGGUCACGGUUGAUGCGCCGGUGCCUGGGAAGCGGGAGGCUGAUGAACGGAUCCCCACUGCUGCUGGGGGGGAGAGACUGGCUCCGAUGGCGGGGACGGCAGCUGCUGUUGGGGACGGGAAAGGGGCGGCGUUGGGGAGGGUGAUGGGGGGGUAUAUUGAUGAUUCGUUUUCGUGGGAGGAUUUGGGACGGGGUUGGUGGAUGGGAUUGUCUAUUUCCAACCAUGGAGGGAGGAGUCUUGAGACUGCCACCGGGACGAUUUUGGUGCUGUUGGAGCUGCAGAGGUGUUGUCCGGGGGUGUUUGACAGGAUGGAGGUGUUGAUUGAUGGGGGGGUGAGGAGGGGGACGGAUGUGUUCAAGGCGUUGUGUUUGGGGGCGAGGGGGGUGGGCUUUGGGAGGGCCCCCCUGUGGGCCUUGGGGCUCUAUGGGAGGGAGGGGGUGGAGAGGUAUUUGGAGAUUUUGAACGAUGAGCUGGUGACGACGAUGAAGAUGUGUGGGGUGACGAGUUUGGAGGAGUUGCACCCGGGGUUGGUGAACACGAGGGCGGUCGAUCAUUUGGUGCCGGAGAGGGUGGGUGAGGAGCAUCCCUAUGCGAAGUGGAGGAGGAAGAGUAAGUUGUGA
Messenger RNA from Podospora anserina S mat+, 1383 nucleotides. RefSeq lists its product as uncharacterized. NCBI's taxonomy places the organism in Eukaryota, Fungi, Ascomycota, Sordariomycetes, Sordariales, Podosporaceae. Gene Ontology annotation, molecular function: oxidoreductase activity. The record is from RefSeq and is a predicted model, not a curated record. The coding region runs from base 1 to 1383 and encodes 460 amino acids. The transcript is spliced from 2 exons.